UGAUUUGAAGUUCGUGUUGUUUCUCUACGUUUUCGCUAAUUGCGAUCUUGAAUGACCCACGUUUGUAUCGUGUUCUUACAUUUCAAAGUCCAGGCUGUUCGGCUCAGAUUUAGAAGUGAUCAUUCAGCUCUUGACUUGAUUAGGGAGAAGGAUGGCAGGAGCAACUUUCAUGCGAUUUGCUGCCCGGACUGUGCUAUCGGCACCUGCUUGUAAAGCCGUCAAGAUCAGAGGAUAUCAUCGACAAUACUUGACUACUUUCAGGAGCAAUACCUCAACUAUUAACGGUGGAAGAACUGCAUUCUUGCUCACCUUACCAGUACUAUCUUAUCUAGGCGUGGAAGCCUACAGGAGGGUGCAGAGUGCAACUGUGGUCCAUGCUCUGGAAAAAGCUGAAGAGGCUGUGGAACAAGCAGACUACCUGUAUAGCUGUGGGGAGACAGAGAAACUCUACCAGCUUCUGCUACAGUAUAAGGACAGUGAUGAUGCGGAGUUCCUGUGGAGGCUGGCGCGGGCAUCUCGUGACCUCUCCCUCCUCGCUCACAUUGCUGCUGACGAGAAGAAGAGGCUGACCUUUGAGGCGUUUGAAUACGCCAAGAAGGCCCUGGAGAAAAAUGAGGCCUGCUUCGCAGCACACAAAUGGUAUGCAGUGUGCCUCAGUGACAUAGGCGAUUACGAGGGGGUCAAAGUAAAAAUAGGAAAUUCUUACAUCAUUAAAGAACAUUUGCAGAGGGCUAUCGAGCUAAAUCCUAAAGAUGCCACAUCUAUCCAUAUCUUGGGUUAUUGGUGUUUUGCCUUCGCUGAGUUGGCGUGGUAUCAACGUAAAGUGGCAGCCAUGAUCUUCGCCUCUCCUCCCACUGCUACAUACGAAGAGGCUUUGGCUUUCUUCCUGAAAGCUGAAGAAGUGGACCCAAACUUCUACAGUAAGAAUCUACUUAUGCUGGGGAAGUCCUACAUGUCAUUGAAGGACGAGGGGAAUGCUGUGCUCUGGCUGAGAAAGGCACGGGACUACCCCCCUCACACAGAGGAAGACAAGGAGGUCCAUAAAGAAGCCCUUGACCUUCUAAAGAAGCUCAGUGCAUAAGAUGACCUAGUCACACGGAGGCAAGAGUGCACUGUGUUGAUAAUAGGUGUAAUCUAUGUCUAUCUACUAUAUGCAUAUUUUUGUUCCUAACGCAAGAGUGUACAUAGGCUAUAAUGUACGGCCUUAACAGGAAAUGAUACAUGCUUUUCCACUAACCUGUGUAUAGUGAUUUACAGAUGCUGUGAUUUAACUUUAAUUAAACGUUAUUUUAAUUUAA
Oncorhynchus mykiss (rainbow trout) is the source of this 1298-nucleotide messenger RNA. It is a transcript of the gene rmdn1, whose product is annotated as regulator of microtubule dynamics 1. Gene Ontology annotation, cellular component: spindle microtubule; cytoplasm; mitochondrion. The record is from RefSeq and is a predicted model, not a curated record. NCBI's taxonomy places the organism in Eukaryota, Metazoa, Chordata, Actinopteri, Salmoniformes, Salmonidae. Gene Ontology annotation, molecular function: microtubule binding.